This is a messenger RNA of Lasiodiplodia theobromae, 930 nucleotides long. RefSeq lists its product as uncharacterized. The record is from RefSeq and is a predicted model, not a curated record. The transcript is spliced from 2 exons. NCBI's taxonomy places the organism in Eukaryota, Fungi, Ascomycota, Dothideomycetes, Botryosphaeriales, Botryosphaeriaceae. The coding region runs from base 1 to 930 and encodes 309 amino acids.
AUGGCGACAGCAAAAAAACGCAAGCUUGACUCCAUCAGCGACGGUCCAGCUCCUUCAGAGCCUGAGGCAAAGCGCCACCACACCAUCAACCGAUGCCGCCUCACAGAGCUUCCCGAUGAGCUCCUCAUCCUGAUUGCCGAGCACCUCGCCGGCUUCGACGACCCCAUCACUUACGUGCACCAGAUGGACGGCAAACUCAUCAUCGAACAUCCCAAGGCUUACCAUGACGUUUCACUGGCUGGUCUGCGUGACCUCUCUGACACACUCUCCAUCGAAUUUGAGAAAGCACUGCACAAGAACGGCAUCAUCACUUUCGAAGACCAAUACGCAUGUGCCGAAUACUUCGACCCAGAUACGCUGAGCAGCCAUCCCAAUUUGAUGAAUAUCCGUCUAGCGACCCAGCGCAUGCGCUUCAAUAUCUGGAAGCUUGGUCAUGCUGAGAAGAUUAUUCCAGCGAUGUCACAACUGGCCAAUUUGAAGAGAGUACACCUUGGUGGCGCCUGGAGGGACAAGGAUGGCCCUCUUAGGUUCACAGCUACUCCGUCGAACGUGUCUUUCUUCAGGCCCCAGGUUUGCCUGCUAUCCAUGAUCUUGGUUUCGUCUGCUCUGAGACCACCGAAGUUCAAGAAAUCACUUAUAACGUUUGGACCUGGACACUUUGGUCGUAAUACCAUCUACUCGGAGUCCGACGAGGAGUCCGACGAGGAGUCCGACGAGGAGUCCGACGAUGAGUCCGACAAGGGUUGGCAUGCGGGCAAUUCUAUCGAAGUCAAUUACGCUGCUCUUGACGAACUGAUUGCCAUCUGGAAGCAAGAUCAAGGCACUCUAGCCUGCACUAGCUCCAUAGUCUCCAUGGACGGAGAGACUGUGAGCAGUAUCUGGAAAUUUCUUGUAGCUGCCUUGCGCAAGGAAGAUCCGUUUGAUACUUAA